Molecule: messenger RNA, 1863 nt
Organism: Cherax quadricarinatus
Lineage: Eukaryota; Metazoa; Arthropoda; Malacostraca; Decapoda; Parastacidae
Source: RefSeq, a predicted model, not a curated record
AUACUUAUAUUUUAAGGUAAUGACUUGUAAUGUCUUGCCAUUUAAAUUUUGUUUUGAUUUGCACAGGUUCCAGAGUUUCAGACUGUCCCACUCUACAUAUUUGCCGAGUCCUAUGGUGGAAAAAUGGCAGCCCAGUUUGCAGUCUCUCUCAAUAAAGCAGUUCUACAGAAGAAAAUAAGGUGCCAGUUGGCUGGAGUUGCUCUGGGAGAUUCUUGGGUGUCCCCUGUUGAUGCUGUUCUCUCAUGGGGAUCCUACCUCUAUGCCACGUCCUUGAUUGAUUCUGCUGGCCUGACGAAGGUCAAUAACAAGGCCCAGGAAGUAUCUGAUGCUGUUAAAGCAGGAAAGCUGGGACCAGCCACAGAACUCUGGGGCGAGACAGAAAAUUUAAUAGAGAAUGUAACUAAUGGGGUUAACUUUUACAAUAUUCUCAAGGAACCUUGUCGAGCUAAUUCUUCCAAUGCUAUUGCAAGUCAUACAUCACAUAUCUUCGCUUCAAAGAAUCAGGAGCAUCUCUACAAUGCUAAUGUGGGUCAGUUUUCUGCGGUAUUGGAUGCCUUAAUGAAUGGGCCAAUAAAAGAGAAACUGAAGGUCAUCCCACAGAAUGUUACUUGGGGUGGACAAAGUCAGUUGGUGUUCAAGGCUCUUGCUGCAGACUUCAUGAAUUCAGCUGUGAAAAAUGUGGAGAUGCUGUUGAACACAACAUCAGUGAAAGUUGUUGUUUAUAAUGGUCAGCUGGACCUGAUCGUCACUUCCCUAGGUGCACAGAAGUGGGUAGAAAAUCUGCACUGGGCUGGCACUAAACCUUGGGUUAACGCUGUCAGAAAGCCCAUUGAUGGUCCCUCGGGGGCCACACUUGCAUUUUCCAAAUCCUUCAAGAACUUUGCAUUCUACUGGGUAUUGAAUGCCGGGCAUAUGAUUCCAGCUGAUGUUAGUGACACAGCCCUACAGAUGAUGGAGGAGAUUGUGGGCUUAAAAGCUCAUUAGGGGUUAUGUAUAUUAAAUAGUCCAGGUAAGUGAGGAUUCAAUUUAGAUCACAUAUGACAAAGUGCAACAGAAGAAGAAUAGAAAAUCUAACAUAAAUUGUAUCUUAAAAUUUCUUACUGUGAUUAAGUUGUUGGAAAACAUAAUUCUCUAUCAAUGAUUAUUAUUAUAAUCAAAAAGAAGCGCUAAGCCACAAGGACUAUACAGCUCUCUAUCAAUGAAUAGUUUUUAAAUAAAAUAUAUUAAAGGAUUAGGUAUGGGUGUUGGAUUGUUAUAUUCAGGGGUAGGUGUAAAGGUCACAAUGCCUGUAUAGAUUGUAUAGAACCUUACCAUUCACUCCUGAAGCAGUAUUUUGCCCAUUUUCAAAUAUGGUAUGAGCUAAUUUAAAUUUAUAAUUUCAACUCUCUUUGCCAUAUCAGUUAUAGCUCUGAAAAUGAUCUUUAUAUAUGUUAUUUCCAAAGAUGUUUUCUUUAGGUCACAGCUUUGAGUUUGAGUAAUGAAAUUGAGGUUAAAGAAAUAGCUAAAGACUGUGAUAGUAUAAUUUAGACUUAAACCUCUGAAGUGAUACUCUUACAACAAAGCUUUCAUGUUUGUUAUAUAUAUAUAUAGUAUGUAUGUAUGUAGUUUAAUUCUUUUUUUAAAUCUAAAACCCUCCAGAAAUGAGGGGGUAGAAAAAUGUUAGCAAGAGAUUUUUAGAAUUGCUAUACUGUAGAUUCUGUUCUAGCCAGAUUUGCAGGGAUAAAGGACAGUGGAUGAUCCAAUGCUUGACUCUCAGUUUGAGCCAAGACUUGCUUUUUUUUUUUUUUUUCCAAAUUAGGCACUAAUAAAUAAUUUUGGUGACUUAGAUUUUUGUUGGUGUUUUUUUUUUUUUUUUUUUUUUUU